UUUUUCUCAUGGGUUGCACCGCCUUUUAACUUCGCCAAAUUAUGGCACGGCUAUUUUGCCUAGUGUUUUUCUAUCCCUCACUUCAAACUUCAAUACAAGUAUUUGAAGACCUUUUCUUCUUCAGAGCUAAGAAAGAGGAAGAGAUAAGUAUAGGUCCAAUCAUGGCUGACCACCACGACAAUUUAGACGAACUCCUUGACAGUGCUCUUGAUGAUUUCCAGGGCCUUAACCUCGCUCCUUCCUCUCAGAGGAAUGGAGAACGCGAUGGUACUAAUGAGAGCAAGCAACAAGAAUCAUUUCCUUUACUGCCGAUAGGGAUUCAAGGGUUGGGUAUGGGAUUACCUGACUUGAAAAGCAAGAAGAAGGGAAAGUCAAAGGUUUCAGAGGAGUCCCAUGUUGCGGAGGCGCUUGACCAGCUUAGGCAGCAGACUAGAGAAGCUGUUAAGGGAUUGGAGUCCGUCACAGGUCCAAAACCAGUUGAUUUUAGUAAGGAUGCAAUGAUGGAAGAUUGGGUUAAGCAGUUUGAGGAGCUUGCUGGCUCUCAGGACAUGGAAUCUAUUGUAGAGACCAUGAUGCAACAACUUUUGUCUAAGGAGAUUCUUCAUGAGCCCAUGAAGGAAAUUGGAGAAAGAUAUCCAAAAUGGCUGGAAGAACACAAAGCCAGUUUGACCACCGCAGAUUAUGAGCGUUACUCUCAUCAAUAUGAGCUCAUCAACCACCUGAAUCAAGUUUAUGAGAAUGAACCUAAUAACUUUACCAAGAUUGUUGACCUUAUGCAGAAAAUGCAAGAAUGUGGCCAACCACCAAAUGAUAUAGUGCAAGAGCUUGCUCCUGAUAUUGAUUUCACUAAUCUUGGCCAAAUAUCUCCAGAGAUGCCCGAGUUGCAGUCAAAUUGUUGCAUAAUGUGAGGCUAUUCCUUCCUUUCUUCUGUACUCAUUAUUCCGCGUUUCCCAUUGUUCCAUAAGCGUCUUUUAUGCUUCUGAAAUGUUGUAUUCUGAAAGAUAAAAUAGUGCACAUAAAUUGGGUUUAUUAUUAUUUUUCUCACUUCCUAAUAAUAGAAUGCUCAAUUUGAGGGCCUUGGUUAAA
Manihot esculenta (cassava) is the source of this 1086-nucleotide messenger RNA. RefSeq names its product peroxisome biogenesis protein 19-1. Lineage: Eukaryota; Viridiplantae; Streptophyta; Magnoliopsida; Malpighiales; Euphorbiaceae. The coding region runs from base 42 to 908 and encodes 288 amino acids. Gene Ontology annotation, biological process: protein import into peroxisome membrane. Gene Ontology annotation, cellular component: peroxisome; peroxisomal membrane. The transcript is spliced from 5 exons. The record is from RefSeq and is a predicted model, not a curated record.